Messenger RNA from Jaculus jaculus (lesser Egyptian jerboa), 1770 nucleotides. RefSeq names its product phenylalanyl-tRNA synthetase subunit alpha (gene Farsa). The transcript is spliced from 13 exons. Bases 1 to 1527 code for a protein of 508 amino acids. Gene Ontology annotation, molecular function: tRNA binding; ATP binding; phenylalanine-tRNA ligase activity. Gene Ontology annotation, biological process: phenylalanyl-tRNA aminoacylation. The record is from RefSeq and is a predicted model, not a curated record. Gene Ontology annotation, cellular component: cytoplasm; cytosol; phenylalanine-tRNA ligase complex. Lineage: Eukaryota; Metazoa; Chordata; Mammalia; Rodentia; Dipodidae.
AUGGCGGACGGUCCCGUGGCCGAGCUGCUGCUGCGGCGGCUCGAGGCAGCCGAUGGCGGCCUGGACAGCGCGGAGCUGGCCACACAGCUGGGCGUGGAGCACCAGGCGGUGGUGGGCGCGGUGAAGAGCCUGCAGGCUCUGGGCGAGGUCAUCGAGGCCGAGCUCCGCUCCACCACGCGCUGGGAGCUGACCGCUGAGGGUGAGGAGAUGGCUCGGCAGGGCAGCCAUGAGGCCCGUGUGUUCCGCAGCAUCCCCACCGAGGGCCUGCUGCAAAGUGAGCUUAUGCGACUGCCCAGUGGCAAGGUGGGCUUCAGCAAGGCCAUGUCCAACAAGUGGAUCCGCGUGGACAAGGGUGCAGCCGACGGACCCCGCGUGUUCCGAGUGGUGGACAAGGUGGAGGACGAGGUGCAGCGGCGGCUGCAGCUAGUCCAGACAGGGCAGGCUGAGAAACUGGCUGAGAAGGAAAGGAGUGAACUCAAGAAGAGGAAACUGCUGACUGAAGUGGUCCUGAAAACCUACUGGGUGAGCAAGGGCAGGGCUUUCAGCACCACAGUGUCCAAGCAGGAGGCAGAACUGAGCCCUGAGAUGAUCUCCAGUGGCUCCUGGCGGGACAGGCCCUUCAAGCCCUACAAUUUCUCUGCCCAUGGUGUGCUCCCCGACAGUGGCCACCUGCACCCCUUGCUCAAGGUCCGCUCCCAGUUCCGGCAGAUCUUCCUGGAGAUGGGGUUCACCGAGAUGCCCACCGACAACUUUAUUGAGAGUUCCUUCUGGAACUUCGACGCGCUCUUCCAGCCCCAGCAACACCCCGCACGUGACCAGCAUGACACCUUCUUCCUCCAGGACCCCGCUGAGGCCCUGCAGCUCCCUAUGGACUACGUUCAGCGUGUGAAGCGGACCCACUCCCAGGGUGGCUACGGCUCACAGGGGUACAAGUACAACUGGAAGCUGGAUGAAGCACGGAAAAACCUGCUACGCACACACACCACAGCGGCCAGCGCCCGUGCCCUCUAUCGCCUGGCCCAGAAGAAGCCCUUCACACCAGCCAAAUACUUCUCCAUUGACCGGGUGUUCCGGAAUGAGACUCUGGAUGCCACCCAUCUGGCGGAGUUCCAUCAGAUCGAGGGUGUCGUCGCUGACCAUGGGCUCACACUAGGCCACCUCAUGGGUGUGCUGAAGGAGUUCUUCACCAAGCUGGGCAUCACCCAGUUGCGCUUCAAGCCGGCCUACAACCCCUACACGGAGCCCAGCAUGGAGGUGUUCAGCUACCACCAAGGUCUGAAGAAGUGGGUGGAAGUCGGCAACUCCGGAAUCUUCCGCCCCGAGAUGCUUCUGCCCAUGGGGCUCCCCGAGAAUGUCUCAGUCAUCGCCUGGGGCCUCUCCCUGGAGCGGCCAACAAUGAUCAAAUACGGCAUUAACAACAUCCGGGAGCUGGUGGGUCACAAGGUGAACCUGCAGAUGGUAUAUGACAGCCCCCUUUGCCGCCUGGAUAGCGAGCCAAGGUCCACACAGACGCAGGUGGCUGCGUGACACAGGCCGCCCCUUGGGAGCACCCACCUGCCCUUCUGCAUCUCCCGUCAGGGACCCUUGGUAUUUAUAAGGCCUCCGUGAGGCAAGCCCUCCCCUCUGCCGGGCCCGUCACAGGGCCAGGGUUCCAGGGGCAGGAGGGCAAGGGCUGAUUCCUUCUGCUGGCCUUUGGUGGUCUGUAGGCCUAUGAGUGUGGGCCAGGGGGACCCUGUACCAGCUGCCGUCUAAUAAAAGAGGUUACUUGUC